CCGGAUGGUCGGGAUACGAUUAACUGCGGUCCGAAGCGGAGAGCCGGCGGUUCGCGGCGCCUUUCCCCACUAGAGUCACUGUCUUUCUCAAAGUGAAGAGUUAUGGCUUUGUCUGCUUUGAUGCAAAUGAAAACGAUGAAGUGUUCCGCCGUUAAAUUGGCUGUGAACUAUUGUACUAAAGCGGUUGAUCUGCCUGGUUGCACAGCCCAGGCGACGCAGCACGGUCACGUCGAUAAUCCCUCAGAUUCCAGUGUUAGCGGCAAACCAGUCGCAACCGCAACCGCAGCAUCGGAGAACAAAACUUACCUGUGGGGUCGUUACAAUGAAAUGAAAAAAUUAGUGCAUGAUCUGUGCUUCAUUUCCCGGACUUGUCUUUUGUCUCCAAUUUGGUUUGGUCCAUUAAAAAUCUACCAUACUGUUGGACCUUGCAGAGGAAGGAGCAUUUAUUCAGGAAAUCCUCCAAUUUUCUACAUCAACAAAUUGGAACUUAUUCCCCCUGGAAUCUGCCACAUUCUCAAUCCAGCAAAUAUUUAUUCAAACAAUGAGGUUAAGUUGGGGAACAUUGAAAUCUAUGGAUUUGAUUAUGAUUAUACUCUUGCACAGUACUCCAAUUCUGUGCAUACAAUGAUCUUUGACACUGCACGUGAAAUCCUCAUUGAUGAAUACAAGUAUCCAGAAGGGAUCAAAGAGUAUGAAUACCAACCAAACUUUGCCAUCAGAGGCCUCCAUUAUGAUGUGCGCAAGGGAGUUCUAAUGAAGAUUGAUGCUUUCCACUAUGCCCAGUUAGGAACGGCAUAUAGGGGACUCAAUCCAGUACCAGAUGAUGAAGUGUUACACAUGUAUGAAGGAACCCAGCAUGUUCCUCUACAUCAAAUGAGUGACUUCUAUGGCAAGGGCCCUUCAAUGAAACAGUUCAUGGAUAUUUUCUCUCUGCCUGAAAUGACACUUCUGUCAUGUGUCAAUGACUAUUUUAUUAAUCACAACAUUGAAUAUGACCCUGUUCAUCUCUUCAGAGACGUAAGUGAUGCAAUAAGUAAUGUCCAUAUCAAAGGAAUGAUGUACAAGUGGAUUGAAAAUGACUUUGAAAAUUGCAUUCUUCAUGGAGAUGAAACAUAUGCCGUCCUAAACCGUUUGGUUAAUGACGGAAAGAAGCUCUUCCUCAUCACCAACAGUCCCUUCAACUUUGUUGACAAGGGUAUGAAAUACAUGGUGGGCAAAGACUGGCGGGACCUUUUUGACCUGGUGAUCGUCCAAGCCGACAAGCCGAGCUUCUUUACAGACAAGCGCAAGCCUUUCCGAAGACUGGAUGACAUGGGUACACUUCAGUGGGACAAAAUCAGCACCUUGGAGAAGGGCAAGAUGUAUAAACAGGGCAACCUUUUUGAUUUUCUGCGGCUGACGGGCUGGCGUGGAUCCAAGGUGCUUUAUUUUGGUGACCAUCUGUACAGUGACCUUGCAGACCUAAUGCUCCGACACGGUUGGAGGACAGGCGCAAUUGUACCCGAACUAGAGACAGAAAUCAGUAUCAUUAACACAGAACAGUUCACACAUGGGCUGACUUGGCUACAGGCCCUAACAGGUCUUCUGGAGAGACUGCAGGUUUACCAAGAUGCGGAGUCAAAGCAAGUGCUUGAUGAAUGGAUAAAGGAGAGACAAGAAUUAAUGUCUCUGACAAAGAACUUAUUCAACCCCCAGUUUGGGAGCAUUUUCAGGACUCACCACAACCCCACCUAUUUUUCUCGAAGGUUGUGCAGAUUCUCCGACAUCUACAUGUCCUCGAUCAGCUGCCUCCUGAACUAUGACACUACCUACACCUUCUAUCCCAGACGGACUCCUUUACAACACGAGGCACCCCUGUGGAUGGACCAGCUCUGCACUGGCUGCAUGAAGACUCCUUUUCUGGAAGAGAUGGUGCACAUAAGAUAAAUUCAACCACGUCUCACCUGUAGUUUGAUUCCAAAUGGAGACAUUGAUAUCCCCUGCACCUCAAGAGGUUAUGCAUCAGGUGGGAUUUUUCUUUGAAGAAGCAUGAUUGGACAUGUAAAUGGAAAAUGAAUACAAUAGGAGUAUUAGAUGUUUGUGAUUGGAAUGAUAAAGUUGCAAUGGUAGUGACUUGUGUUAUUGUCCCUUGCUAGACCAAGCCCUUUAUCACCACAAUGUGCUCCAGUUGAUGCUAUUGUUGGCUGCAGUGUCCUCCUCAUAAUUGUGUUGGCUUUGCAGAUCUGAGUUCAGUGAGAACAAUACAAGGUCUAAGCAGAUUACGUAUUGGUCUACAGUACCAGCGAUUUAAUGGAUUCCGGGUUUAUCAGAUAAUGACAUGCAUGGUAAUUUUGUCCAUACAUUGUGACUGCCUGAUAUGGAUCCAGACAUUUCUCUGAGCUUUACAAAACUGGAAAGAUAUUGUUAUUAUUGGGCUCUGAAUUUUCAAAUAAUUCUUAGGCACCUGAGGGUUAACACAAGAUCCCUUGUCAAAGAGAAUAGUUAAAUGCACUUAGUGUUGCCGUGGUACCAUCUGUAGAUAUUAAUUUUGUGUUUUAAUGAAAUUGAUUGGUAAAGGGAAGAAUAAUCUUAAAUAUGUUUCAUUAGGUGUACUUAUAGUGUGUUUUCUAUUCUAGGACACCAAGGGAAACUUAGAGGCUCAUUGGGAGUGUAUGGGGAAUUGAUAUUUUUAACUUUGCUUUAGUUAUUUACAAGAUUACCGUACAAUCUCAGUUAGGAUGCUGGCUACUGAUUUCCAGUAAUCCUGAGAAUAGAGUAAUUGAAACAAUUUUAAAUUGUUCAUAAAUUUAAUUCAAAAUUAAGCUUGUUACGACUGUAAUUUCUAAAGUUCCUUGUCAUCUUGCCGACAACAGCAAUGCCGAUGUUGCCAUUAGUGUCCUGACCAGAGCUUGUCCAGGGUUCUGUGAAUCCAGUGUCACAGAUGGCCAAGGUUCUGUGUUGAGGAUGUAUAUUUGUACAAAUAUAUCUUCCUUGGUUUGAAAGUAAUUGGGCUAACUCUAAAAUCAUCAGUCAUAAAAGUUUUGGAAGUUCUUGAAACCAAAUUCAUGCAGCACCUGUCACUACACUACAUAGAGGCUAGAUAAUACACAAAUUGAUGUAAGGUAGUCACACAGGUUUACUCCUGAGACACAGGUAUUUAGCCUAGAGUGGAAGCUCGGGUUCUUCAAGGUUGUUUAAGUUGAAAUUAAAGACUACUAUUUUAUGGUCUAGUGCUAAUAUUUUAAUAUAGUUGUAAUAUGUCACUGAACUUACUAAAUUACUGUACUAUAAUGUUGCACAAAACAAUUAACUCCCAACUUGAAUUUCUCUCAUCUCCUGACUUCCACCCUCCACCAAGUCACAAUUAUGUCUUCUGCAGAUUACAGAAGAUCUGAUUGGCUGAUCAGACUACACAAUAAACCAAUCCUUGCCAGGCUUCUCCUGUAGAUGACAUCAUGGUAGUUCUCCACCAGUGGAGCUGAGUUGGUGUGCAGCCUCGCUCUGCAUUGCAGUGCUCAAGUUUUGCUCCAGGGGUGGGGCGGGGGGGGGGGAGAUAGUUGGAUAUCUAUAAGCUUUACUUAUUGUGUAGACUACUGGAAAUCUCAGGGUAGGGGGAUGUCCUUCUCCAAGCUAUUUUACAAAAAAAUUAUACAAAUCUUGGAGCCCAUGUUUGUAAGUUGGCAGUCAGUGGACAGCAUGGUGCCAGUAGGUAUAGACCUAGAUGUUGGAGGGCUUUUUCCGUGCUGCACUAGAAGGCAAGAUCAUUGUCAUCAGAUCUUGUCUUCCAGUGGAACAUACCCACAACUUCCAGUGUCUGUGUUGGAGUUCACUGUCAGGAGUUCCACUGUUUCAACAGGCUUUGAGACUGAGUUGUGAGCAGUAUGAUCUUCUUGCGCAUGAAACCAAGAAUGCUGUUGUGUGUGGAUCAGAUUGGCACUGUGCCAAUAUGACAGGGCAGGCAAAGUCACACACAGCAGCACAAAGGUAAGAGAUAAAUGCUGUUAUUUUUUUUCUACAUACAAAUGUUUUUGCUGUGAUGCUUUUGGCAUUGUGUAGGUCACUGAGUAAAGGAAAUUAGCGUGGAAGUAGGCAGUAUCGAAAGGUAACGUCUUUAUUCCUUGAAAAUCGUUCAUUGGAAAGCAUGAAUGCUAUGCUGGCCUUUAUUGCAAUAGUUGAGAUAGAACAUAGAACAGUAUGCUGUGGUGUUUUGCCAGCCUACUCCACAAUCUAUCCCUUCCCUCCUACACAGACCACAACCCUCACUUUCAACGGUAAAAUGCCUUUGUACUUCAGAACUGGAAUGUUGCUCAUGGCCUAAUCUCCCUACCUAAAGACGUUUAUAAUAGUGAGAGUGCAAUGGUGGUUAGCCAGAUCCAUUUGUGGGAUGGUGACUUGUUGUAUAACGCGAGAUUAAACAAUGUUUAUACUCCUGGACCUAGGGGAUGAUAUUGCAUUGGAGUGUGCAAGAUUCUUACAGUGUCAGACACAGUAGACGCACAUCCCAGAUCAGUCUCAAAAUAAGAAGUCAACUAUUUGCAAAUGAAAUGAAAAGAAAUAUCUUCACCCAGAGAGUGAAGAAUCGUUAGAAUUCACUACCCGAGAGGGCUCAGUUGUUGUGUAUAUUCAACACUGUGAUCAAGAGAUUGUGAAUAUUAAUACAAAAAGAAUGAGAUCUUGGGUUAGUGCAAGAAUGAGGGAAGACAUCAAAGCCAUGGAGUUGUCGAGUAAUAUGACCUGGAAACAGGCCAUUUUACCCCAUGCCAAACAAGCUGUUUAUCCUAGCUAGUGUCAUUUGCUUGCAUUUAGUCCAUAACCGUCUAAAGAUCUCCUAUUUAUGUACCUGUCUAAACAUUGUAAUAGCACCUACCUCUCAGCUUCCUCUGGCAGCUCAUUCCAUAUACCUACCACCCAUUGUGGGUUUCCCCUAGUGCAUCUUUCUAAAUCUUUUCCUAAUCACCUUAAAUCUGUCUCUAGUUUUCGAGAGGGAAAAAAGCGUGACCACUCACCUUUUCCUUGCCCCUCAUGAUUUAGUAGGUUGUCCUUCAGCCUCCUGUGCUCACAACGAAAGAAGUUCUAGCCUAUCCAACCUCUCAAAUCCCCUCAGACCCAGUAACAUCCUUGUGAAUCUUUUUUACACCCUUUCCAACUGAAUGACAUCCACCCUUUCUGGGCCGCCAGAUGACACAGUAUUCCAGUGUGGUCUCACCAAUGAUUUGUACAGACGCAACAUGACAUUCCAACCCCGUUAAACGUUGCCGUGAAUGACACCACAUCAUAUGCACACACCUCACUAAAGCAACAAAGCACGUAUGUCCUCGGGAAAGGAAAGAUGAUCGUGUUUUAAAAUGGCAGAAAAUGGACAAAAUUCACAAGUACCAGGUGAAAAUAAUUAUAAAUUUAAAAAAAAAGCAGAAAUGGCUGGCUACAUUGGGAAGAUGUUUUUGAUUGCAAAAGACGUAACUGGAUACUACAUACAGAGUGAACUGAGCUGUAUUUUGAAGCACAUGAAACAGCCGAUGAAAGGAGUGCCAGUUUUGCUGAUUGCAUUGGGUUGAAAUGCAUACAAUUUGCUUAGAAGUUUGACUGCUCCAACCACUCCAGCCGGAAUGAGCUUUGCUGAUAUCAUGAAAGUAAUGCAGGAACAUUUAGAACGGAAGCCAUUGUUGAUUGCAGAAUACUUUAGGGUUCAUUAGCAGAAUCAAAGGGGAGUCCGUUUCAGUGCAUGUGGCUGAAUUGAAGAGAUUGCCCAAGCAUUGCCAAUACAUUGAUGGGCUUAAUUGUGCACUGAAAAAUUGUUUGGUGUGUGGAAGAAAGCAUUCAAAAACAGCUUCUAAUUGAAGCACAACUCACAUUUAAAGGAGGAGUUUAAAUCAAUGGAAGUUGCAGACAGACUCCUACCAGAUUGAUUCCUGGGAUGGCAGGACUUUCAUAUGAAGAAAGACUGGAUGAACUGGGCUUGUACUCGUUGGAAUUUAGAAGAUUGAGGGGGGAUCUGAUUGAAACGUAUAAGAUCCUAAAGGGAUUGGACAGGCUAGAUGCAGGAAGAUUGUUCCCGAUGUUGGGGAAGUCCAGAACGAGGGGUCACAGUUUGAGGAUAGAGGGGAAGCCUUUUAGGACCGAGAUUAGGAAAAACUUCUUCACACAGAGAGUGGUGAAUCUGUGGAAUUCUCUGCCACAGCAAACUGUUGAGGCCAGUUCAUUGGCUAUGU
Messenger RNA from Mobula hypostoma (lesser devil ray), 6188 nucleotides. Its product is annotated as 5'-nucleotidase domain-containing protein 2-like. The transcript has 15 exons. Gene Ontology annotation, molecular function: 5'-nucleotidase activity. Bases 103 to 1926 code for a protein of 607 amino acids. The record is from RefSeq and is a predicted model, not a curated record. Lineage: Eukaryota; Metazoa; Chordata; Chondrichthyes; Myliobatiformes; Myliobatidae.